AUGGGACCGUUUCCAACAACAUCACGACAAAAACGAUUUUUACUCGUUGUCGUUGAUUAUUUUACUCGCUGGGUGGAACUAUUUCCAGUGCAUACUACUACAUCGAUCAACAUAGCUCAAAUUCUUAUUAAUGAAGUGUUCACUCGAUAUGGUAUGCCUGUUUAUGUAUUAUCGGACAAUGGUCCUCAAUUCAUAUCGUAUCUCUUUCGAAACUUCUGCGAGACUCUGGGUAUUCAGCAAAAAUUUACGGCUAAUUAUCAUCCUCAAACCAACUUAACUGAACGUAUUAAUCGAACCUUGAAACCAAUGUUAGCAAUUUUUGCAGAAUCUCAACCCCGAUCGUGGGAUAAAGAAGUUUCAAAAUUAGCAUUUGCUCUGCGGACAGCAGUUAACGAAACUACUGGCGAAACUCCAGCAUUCCUGAUGUUUGGAAGAGAUCCAAAGAUACCUCUAGAUCUAAUAGUUGGCGAACCUACCGAAGGUCCGCCAACAACGACAAUUGAAUCGAUACAAAUUAACGAAUACAGAAAUAAUUUAAUUCACAAUUUACGAUGUACGUAUGAUCUCGUUCGUGAACAUUCGGAAGUGAAAAAAAUCAGUCAAAAAACAAAAUAUGACAAACAUACAUCGCUACGACAACUGAAUGUCGGUGAUUUAGUUUGGGUGGCAAAUGUUACACCUCAAAUCGGUGGCAUGUCGAUAAACAGAAAACUCCAACCAAAAUAUCAAGGUCCGUGCCGAUUGAUUGAACAAUUAGGCCCUUCGACCUUUAUGGUUCAACGAAUUAGUGAUGGUGUCAACCUAGGUGUGACAAACGUAGAUCGAAUGAAACGAUAUUUCGAACCAAUGUCGAACGAACAACCUUCUACGUCGGCUAGUGACACUUCGGAAACAGAACAAGAAUCAACAGAAUCUGGUCAAUCACACACGACCCAGAAACAAGCUGACCGAAAACGAACUUCGAGCAGGCAGCGUAAGCUACCGGUUCGAUACUCAAUAAAUUCCUACUAA
Rotaria sp. Silwood2 is the source of this 1011-nucleotide messenger RNA. Lineage: Eukaryota; Metazoa; Rotifera; Eurotatoria; Philodinida; Philodinidae. The record is from the annotation of a GenBank genome assembly.